Messenger RNA from Aspergillus aculeatus ATCC 16872, 1421 nucleotides. RefSeq lists its product as uncharacterized. Gene Ontology annotation, molecular function: protein binding. The record is from RefSeq and is a predicted model, not a curated record. The coding region runs from base 106 to 1113 and encodes 335 amino acids. NCBI's taxonomy places the organism in Eukaryota, Fungi, Ascomycota, Eurotiomycetes, Eurotiales, Aspergillaceae. The transcript is spliced from 2 exons.
GAAUCUAGCUAUACAUGCCAGUAUCCUCUCACGAGACAAUCCCAUCAAACAGUAACAAUUCUCGGAAAUCACAAUCUAUCCAGCGAGGGUUCUCAGCUAAAUGUCAUGAUGGAUGGAGAUCUUCUGCGAAAAUUACGAGUUGAGGACGUCCGCGUGGAUAGAAAUAGCCCUACGAGACGCACUGAUUACUCGAGCAAGGCCACCACCUACAGUCGGAUCCCACACAUUAUGGCUCCUCGUACUCUCGACAGGCGGAUCAUACACUUCAAGGCUUCCCAUACUCUGGACAAUCUCCCACUCGAGCUCUUCUGGCUCAUCACCGAGUUCCUGGACGACUAUUCUCUCAGUGCUUUGCGGUGCGUGUCCAAGGCACUCAAAGCCAAGACCACCUCACCCUGGCAAUGUAGCCGCCUGCGCCCGUUCUCCAUCCAUGUCGACCCGGAAGAUCCAGGACGCGUAUGCAUCCGCCCAGACGGCGCAGAGGCCCUUGCGCCUCGCGCUCUGCCCGGGCAGUACCGAGCGCUGCAAUGUGCGCGGCAGCUGAUCUUCGAAUUCUCACCCUACCUCUUCCACCCCAAGGGUCUUCCCGAAUUCUGUCUGAUCACGCUGGGCCGGAUCCUGCAUGACAAUCCAGUCCCACAAGCGCUCAAGCUUCAGGCCUUAACCCUGUGCGCGCUGUAUUCCAACGGGAAGUGCCCAGGCUGGAGUGAGGAUUACUCGAUCGUUCCUCGGAAUCCAUUCAACCUCGCGGGGCUCCGCGACAAGUUCUCCGCUCACUGGGGCCACCUCACGCAGCUGGCUGUCUACAUGCCCGGCGCGAAGGACGCCGCGGCGAUGGUGAAUGACUUGGUGAUUAGUUGCAUCCUGCCGCAUGCGCCCCGGCUUGAGGACUUUCGGCACUUCGGCGGACCUCUUUUUAACAUGCACAUACCAAACCGCAUGCUCGGGCAACUAGCGCGCCUAGACCCGCGACCACCGCUGAAGCGACAGGACAUCAACACCGCCGACAUCUCCUGGCACCCCCACGAGAUCACCCGCGCGCUGCAGGCCUACGGGCGCACGGAUGGCUCGGACCGAUGGCCAGAAGUGUUCACGGAGGCCUUUCCGCUGUGAUCGUGCGAUCCCCUCUCUCUGUCUUAAGGGGUGUGCUGUUGUUUAAGGUGGGCAUCCUUCCGCGCGCAUCGCAUCGCCCUGAGAGACCCCGCCAGAGACAUUUUUAAAACUGCUUUUUCUUUCGUUUAGACUCAACUUCAAGAAGUUUCUACCAAUACAUUUUUACCACCACAACAAAAGAUUAUGGCCCCCAACCUCGACCUACUGUUUCACAUGCACGGCUUUUUGUUCUCAUGCGAUGACCUCGACUCUGUUCCCCUUGAAGUAAAGAGCAUCAUAGAACCGAGGCCUUCUCUCAAAUUACGCCC